UUGUCCCUUGCGGCGCACAGUAGAAACAGGAAGUACAAGGAAAGCUAACUUACAGCAAAACAAAAACAAAUCGAAGCCAAAUUGUUUCAAAAUCAUCGUGACUCAAAAUGGACAGUGAAAACCCAAAGUCAGCCAGUAACGAUACACGCUGCGUAUUUUUUAAUACACAUUCAGAAGACUAUCGAUGCGUGGUGAUAUUAACAGUAAAGCGAGCCACGGGGACCUUCUCCCUAGUAGGAUGCAUUUUCAUGCUGUUUGUGAUCUGGCUGCUUCGCAGGUAUCACUCUUUGGCUCAGAAGAUGAUUCUCAGCCUGACUGUAGCUGCCUUCUUCGACAGCGUAGCAUAUGUCAUGGGCGAGUCCCAUCCAGAGGGAUCUCUUUGUGACUUCCAGGCCUGGUGGCUAACGUACUUUGACUGGAGUGCCUUGGCCUGGGUUUGCCUCAUCACACUGAACCUGUACCUCAACCUGGUCAGAGAAAUAAGCACAAAAAGAUAUGAAAUGUUGUACCAUGUGAUGGCGUGGGGGGUUCCUCUGGUCAUGUCCUCGUUGCCUCUGCUCAAGGGAUACUACGGCCCCGCAGGAGCCUGGUGCUGGAUCACAGACGAUCACGUAGCCUGGAGAUUUGGGAUAUGGUACGUGCCUCUGUUCAGCCUCAUCUUCCUGAUGAUCUGCUGCUACGCCCGGAUCAUCUGUGUGGCCAAUGACAGGAUGCAGUCAUGGUUGGGAACUUUCAACCCUGAGAGAGAGAGACGAAAGGUUUCCUUGGCUGAGGAGAUCAAGCCGCUGAAGUGGUAUCCCUCCGUUUACCUGCUGGUGUCUAUCUUCCCUCUCAUCAACAGGCUCCAUAAUGCCUUCUACCCGCAGGAUCCAUCCUUCUCGCUGACCCUGUUGCACGUCCUGUCAGCGCCACUCCACGGCUUGGCCAAUGCCUUUGUCUUUGGCCUGGAUAGGGACUGGUGGAGCCUACUGAGCCCUACUGGCAUGCAGCUGGCUCUGCAGUCGCGGCUGUGCGACAGGACACGGAUUGGAGAGUACCACCCCGGGGCGGUGCGCUACACACAAGCUGACCUGGUCGACCUUAGCGAUGACGACGACGAUGACACGAACGUGCUCUUCUACUCGCCUGACAUGACCCUGAAAGACCGAGGGCCCUGA
Messenger RNA from Thunnus maccoyii (southern bluefin tuna), 1157 nucleotides. Its product is annotated as cyclic AMP receptor-like protein A. The transcript has 13 exons. The record is from RefSeq and is a predicted model, not a curated record. NCBI's taxonomy places the organism in Eukaryota, Metazoa, Chordata, Actinopteri, Scombriformes, Scombridae. Gene Ontology annotation, cellular component: plasma membrane. The coding region runs from base 108 to 1157 and encodes 349 amino acids. Gene Ontology annotation, molecular function: G protein-coupled receptor activity; cAMP binding. Gene Ontology annotation, biological process: cell surface receptor signaling pathway; adenylate cyclase-activating G protein-coupled receptor signaling pathway.